AUGUUUUUGGCAACCAAACGGUUUGAUCCGAACUUUACAAGUCAAAGGGAAGAAGAUGAUCAACCGGAACCUAAGAAAGUCAAGCUUGAUAAAGAAUUGAUUAAGAAGGACGUGGUACCUUCAUCUCUAUCAUCAGAGAACAAUCCUGCCAAGUCAAACACCCCUAUAGAAACCAAUUCAUUGGAUAGUAGCCAUGUUUCCUCGUCGAAAUCCGUUUUAGAAGAGUCAGAUGAUUCUGAAAGUGAAUAUGAGGUAGAUCCAAAAUAUUCCGCUGUGUUCAAGCGAUUCCAGGAUAUUGCCUCCAAGGCAGCAAAGAACAAUGUAAGAACUUCUAGGCUAGCGGAUCAAGAGGCCAUAUCAAAAGACAGCGAAAACAAUCAAGAAGAGCCUGAUGAAGAAGAAAUACCUGAGGUGAACGAGUUAGUGCCUUUACCACAGAUUGCUCGUAAAAAAGAGUCGUCCAAAAAGCACAAAGAACCACCAAAGUGGAUUACCGAACCGAUUAUAAUCCCACUUAAUGCAUCAAAACCAUUUGCUGAAUAUGAAAAAGAGCACUUGCUAAGCGCCAGGAUGGUCAAAGUACUACAGUCGCUAAACUACGAGUCUGCCUUUGCCGUACAGACUGGUGUUUGUCCGGUACUACUAAAAGACAGUCAGUCCAUUGCUCCAGAUCCUCUUCCUGAUGUGCUUGUAAAUGCAUACACUGGUAGUGGUAAGACCCUUGCCUACGGAAUUCCUAUUGUUGAGGCGUUAUCAAAGCGAGUGGUUCCACGGAUUAGAGCCUUGAUCUUACUACCAACUCGUCCUCUAAUUCAGCAGGUACGAAAUGUUCUUGAAUCCCUGGCAAAAGGUACCAGUUUACGAGUCAUGAUAUGUCGUACUGAUAGGCCAUUCAAGGAAGAACAGGCGCUAAUUUCAUCUCACACACCAGAUAUUUUAAUCACCACACCAGGAAGGUUGGUAGACCACAUUAGAAAUAAUACUCAAGGUUUUUCACUGAACCACUUACAAUACCUGGUUGUUGACGAAGCUGAUAGACUUCUAAACCAGAGCUUUCAGGAAUGGGUAUCUGUUCUGGUGAAUGCUCUAGAAGCUGCAAAGCCAAAAGAGUCAUUGGCGAAAGUUUGGAACAGACCUCCACAAAAGUUAAUCUUCUCUGCUACUCUGACCAGGGAUCCUGGUAAGCUAGCUGCCCUGAAUAUUACAACCACGCCCACCCCUCGCAUAUUCGUUCUGGGAGAAGAACCCGUUGUCAAUAAUGGACAUACAAACACCACGUCAGGACCAAGUGUUCAUGAAGAUAGACAACGAAUUAUGAUGGACUACGAGUUCUCGCUUCCUGAAAAGCUACAAGAACACCAUAUCCAGGUAAAAUCUGCAUCUAAUAAGCCGCUAGUCCUACUCCAGCUGCUGAUAAACCACUCAUUGCAUUCAGACACGUUGAUUUUCGUGAAAUCAAAUCAAGCAGCAGCUCGUCUUGCCCGUUUAAUUCAACUCAUAGAUGAAGAGUUAUUCCAUCUUAACCUGAGUGUAGAGCGAUGCAGCGGAGAACUUGAGCUCAGCCAAAGACGUAAAAUGCUCAAGAAGUUUGCCGAUGGUGAGAUUGGUAUCCUUGUCUGCACCGAUCUCAUAGCUCGUGGUAUUGACAUCGCAUCAGUCAAGGCCGUAAUUAACUACGAUUUACCCGUUGGUAAGCGUGAGUAUGUCCACAGAGUAGGUCGUACAGCCAGAGCUGGAAACUCGGGUGCCGCAUGGAAUCUCACUGUAGGCUCUGGCGAGCGGAAAUUUUUCAACUCGAUCACGACGUCUAUCUUCCGCACCGGCGAAAUCGAGUCGGAGGUUAUCAAGCCCAGUCCUGACCAUAACGACGGUUACCAGAAAGCUCUCAGUAGACUGGAACAAGAGGUUUUCGCCAAAUAG
Sugiyamaella lignohabitans is the source of this 1920-nucleotide messenger RNA. RefSeq names its product Dbp6p (gene DBP6). Gene Ontology annotation, cellular component: nucleus. NCBI's taxonomy places the organism in Eukaryota, Fungi, Ascomycota, Dipodascomycetes, Dipodascales, Trichomonascaceae. The transcript has a single exon. The record is from RefSeq and is a predicted model, not a curated record. Bases 1 to 1920 code for a protein of 639 amino acids. Gene Ontology annotation, molecular function: ATP binding; nucleic acid binding.